Messenger RNA from Strongyloides ratti, 1548 nucleotides. Its product is annotated as General substrate transporter family and Major facilitator superfamily domain, general substrate transporter and Major facilitator superfamily domain-containing protein. Gene Ontology annotation, biological process: monosaccharide transmembrane transport. The transcript has 5 exons. The record is from RefSeq and is a predicted model, not a curated record. Gene Ontology annotation, molecular function: hexose transmembrane transporter activity. Lineage: Eukaryota; Metazoa; Nematoda; Chromadorea; Rhabditida; Strongyloididae. Gene Ontology annotation, cellular component: membrane. Bases 1 to 1548 code for a protein of 515 amino acids.
AUGCAUAUAUUUUCCUAUUAUAAUUUAAAAAGAAAAAUGUUGUCACCAGAAGGAAAAGAUUACAAAAUAUUUGUAUUGUGUUUUUGUGUUUCUGUUUGUAGUAAUUUUAUGGAAGGAUAUUCUAAUUCAUAUCCAAAUACUGCAAUUAUAACUUUUAAAAAUUAUAUUAACAAUUCAUAUAUUGAUAGAGAUAAUCCUGAUGGUCUAUCAGAAAUUGCUUAUUCAUGGAUAUGGAGUUCUAUUUUGAAUGUAUGGUUUAUUGGAUAUCUUAUUGGAACAUUAAUAACUCCAUAUUUUACAGAUAAUUAUGGAAGAAGAACAACACUUAUGUAUGCAAAUUUUGCAUCAUUUAUUGGUACAAUUAUAUCAACAGGUGCAGUAUCAUUACCUUAUCCAGAAUUACUAUUUCUUGCUCGUUUAAUUGCUUCAAUCUCUAGUGGGACAUCUUUUGGAGCAUUAAUUUUAUGGAUUCAAGAAUCAACACCAACACAUAUGAGAGGAAUUACAAGUUUUUUAAGUGAAACAUCAUUUAUUUUUAUGACUGUUAUUGGAAUGGGUUUUGGAUUAGAUAAUAUUUUUGGUAAUAAUUUAAUACUUCUUAUUGGUAUUGGAGCUAUACCAGCAUUUAUUGGAUUUCUUUUAAUGAUACCACUAGAAGAAACACCAAAAUAUGUACUUAUUAAUCAAAAAAAUAAUAAAAAAUUUCAUAAAAGUUUGAAUUUUUAUUUUGGUGAAAAUUAUGAUCAUACAGAGAUUAUGGAUUCAAUUAUGAAAGAGUCAGAUGAAAUUGAAACUAAAAAAGUUUUUCCAUUAAUAAAAGAAGUUUUUAAAACUCCAAAUCUUUUAAAAGCAUACAUUAUUGGAAUACUAGCACUUCAAAUUAUUGUUGGAAUUUGGCCAAUUAUAUAUUUAUCAACAGAUUUUCUUUCAGUACAUUUUGAUAAUUUAACAGCUCAGUAUUAUUCUUUUGGAUUAACUUUAGCAUGUUUUUUCGCAAAUUUACCUGGAUUAUUAAUUAUAGAUCGUUAUGGAAGACGUCCCUUAUUUUUAAUUACAGCUAUUAUAAAUAUAAUAAGUUUAAUUUUUUAUAUUAUCUCAGAUAGAUUAUCUCUUAAUGGUUAUUCGUAUAUGAAAUACGGAUGUGUAGGAUCAUUAUUUACAUUUGGUAUAAGUUAUGGAAUUGCUUUAGGACCUAUUGCAUAUUUUAUAACAAGUGAAAUGGUACCUCAAAGAUCAAGAGCAGUUGUUCAGUCAAUGGUAUUUUCAACAAAUACAAUAUUAAAUUGUAUCUUUAGUGAGAUAACAUACCCUUUAUAUAAAUUAAUAGAAGUCUACUGUUUUAUUCCCUUGUUUAUUAUUCCAUCAAUAUUUGCUGCCAUCUAUUUGUCAAAAAAUUUACCUGAAACACGGGGUAAAGAAAUAUAUCAAAUUGUCAAUGAAAUGACAAAGAAUAGUCAAUCAUAUGGUUCAACUAACAACAUUAGUAUUACAUCUGAAAAUUCUAUUAAAUUAAGCAAAAAAGAUUAUGAUUGUACAACAUUUUCUUAA